Molecule: messenger RNA, 2749 nt
Organism: Procambarus clarkii (red swamp crayfish)
Lineage: Eukaryota; Metazoa; Arthropoda; Malacostraca; Decapoda; Cambaridae
Source: RefSeq, a predicted model, not a curated record
CACAAGUGUAGUGCUCCUCAAGGCCUGUGACCUGUAAAGGCAAAGCUGUGCUCUCUCCAUGUGCCAAGAGUUUGUAUGAGAUCAUGCCUGCUGGUCCUUAAAAGGUUCAUGUCAAGGUUUGAGACAAAGUUUGCUGACCUGAAGCUGCCUGGUUGUGUCCAGGGUUUGUGGUCAACAGUAGCGAUGUUCCCAUUAUGACCAGACAAAUUGUGGCAGCAAGUUCUUUGGUUUUUGCUGUGUUGCCAUACCGUCCAGUUCCCAGCCUUAGUCUUGGAGCCCAGUAUGCCAUGGCGCAGAGGAGUCGUCGCCAGAUAUAUGAAACUGCCUUUGACAGCAAGCCUUCGCCGUGCUUCCGGCAGGUGGAGAAGAAAAGCGAGGAUGGAGGGGACCUGAUAGAUCGCAUCGCCAACCACCCUAUCCUUCAGCUCUUAAAUCUACGUCGACGUUCUCGACAAGGUGGACAAAGCAAUGGUGGGCAUGGCUGUCACAGGACCAGAACUUUUCCAGGCAAUACUGUUGUUGCUUCUACCUCUUCUGAUCCUAAGUUUCAGGUUGGUGUGUAUACUCCCAGAGGUGGUCGUCGUGAUCGAGGACGUGGCUUAGCACCUCGUCCUGCUCGCAGUGUAUCCACUCACUAUAUAACCGAGCAUCGUGUCCGCCCCAUAGGAUUGUCAAAGAGUGAUGAUGAAAUUCUUAAUCGUGGGUCUGAUUCCUUGGACGAAGAUGACUACAUUGAGGAUUACAUUGAAGGUCAGAAUGCUAAGGAGCUCUCUGCAGACUUGAAAACUCUUCAUAUGCAGAGUGAUGACUAUUUCAAAGAAUCACAAAAGGAGAAAAAGAGUUCAAAAAAGAAGAAUAAGAAGUUAAAAGAAAGAGCAGAGCUUAGUAAAUCUCAGGCCAUCCCUGCUAGACUUCCUUUACGACCAUUAGAACUGCGAAGUCCUCCUGGCACUGCCCCAUUGCCCAUUAAAUUCUGCAAAAGAACUCCCAUUGCAGAUAAAAGUCCCUCCAGUUGGUUUAGUCCCCCAAGACAAAAGGAUCUAAACCUUCCAAUAAAGAAAAGUUUAAGUAAAGAACUAUUGGGAUUGAGUAGAAAUACACCGCCUUGUGAGAGUCACACCAGUCUCAAUGCCUCCAUGGAGGUACUUCUUGAUAGUUCUUCCCAGAGGGAUAUCAAAUCAUGUUUUAUGCCUCCUGGAGUAAAUGUAAAGUACUCCAGCAUUGAGAGUGUUGUAACAGGAAGCACCAUGUCGAGUCUUGAGAGUCUACGUAGCUCCAUGAGUGAUGGUAGCAAGAGCACAGCGAGCAAUGAGUCGGCAAUGAGUAGUUAUAAGAGUUCGUCCUUAGGAAGUGAUUCAUCCCUCCUAUCCCGUCCUGCCCUUAACCUCAGUGCUCCCCACAGGUCACUUAUCCAGUCCGCAAAGUUUCAGAUCCUCUCUCCUAUUUCGGAUAAGUCCCAGGAACCAUCAUCUGAAUAUGGCUGCCUUUCUCAGAAAACCUCUCCGCAAGAUUUGGCAGAAUUACAUUCAGCCAUGUCACGCCAGAAGACUCCUUUGCAACCCAGGAAUAUUCAAGAAGACUUCCGUAACUUUCACCACAUUCUUCCUGGUCCUCCAAGAGAAGGAGAUGUCCAAGGGUCAGACAGUGGUAUUAGUAUCGAAUAUGGUCUUCAUAUGAGCAGAAAACAUGAAGCUCCCUACAGUGACUUACCCUUUGACAUGCCCAAACUCCGUCGACGAUUGGCUGCAGCAAAGAUUGGAAAAACUAGUUUAUCAAGCAGCAAUUCUUCAAUCUCUUCCAGUGGUGCCACAAGUGAAGGAAACCCACGACUAAGUCUUCCUCCAAACUUCCAACCCACAGUCAACCCUGCUGUAUCCAGAUUACAAAUUUUGGAGGUUCGCAGUGGCACUUCCUCAUCCAACUCGAGCGACUGGGACACUCGGUCGUCUGCAGAGAGCAGUGAUGAUCAGGGCACACCAAAAUUCAGAAAUAAAGUGCCUUGGCGCCUACCCGAGCCCUCGCUCGAUGUGUUUACGGACUCGUCGUCUCUGGGCUGCAGCUUUAUGACCAGUGCUCAGCAGGCCGGCCAGGGGCGAUGGGAUCUGUCCUUCCAUUGGGCUCACAGCACGACACAACACACAUUAACAUUAGGAUUUGUUAUUGAACCCUUAUCUUACAGCUGGUAUCAUGGUGCACUGAGCAGAACAGAAGCAGAGGCUACACUAAGAUCUUGUUCUGAAGGCAGCUACCUGGUGCGCUCUCUUGAUAUCUCACGCCAUGAGUACUCUCUUGGUUUAAAGUCUGCUCGUGGAUAUAUGCACCUUCGAAUACAGUUUGACUGUAAGACUGGCCAGUAUAUGUUAGGAAGAGGCACCAAGCAAUUCUCCUCAGUGCCCCACAUGAUCCAGCAUUACAGCAUCUUCCGACUGCCGAUCAAGGGUGCUGAACACAUGGUCCUACUGCAUCCUGUCAUUCAUGAGACCCUCUAGUGAAGCUGGUGUAAAAAAAUUAAUUUAUUGUCAGGUUCAUAUAAGGUCAUGUAGAUUUAUUUUGGAAUCUGCAUCAUAAUCAGUGAGCAGCCUUGGAAUACUUGCCUGUUAUUAUCAGUGUCUUGUUUAUGGAUGAGAUGGUAAUGGGUUUUGAGCUUACAACCAAGUCUGACGCUACUGAUUAUGUUGUGGCUUCACAAUGAAACCCAGUUGCCAAUCUUUUGCCAAACCUUGUGCAUCUUCCAUAAUUCUUAAUAUCU